CACUCAGCUUCACACUGGAGAACUUGAUCUUGACCAACACGUCUGGAUUCAUUGGAAGAAGAAGAGAAGAAAAACCCUCAACACUAAAUCCAGAGUCUGAGCUGUGAAUACCAAGAAGGUUUUCAUCAUCAAUCUCAACUGUUUUAAAGCUUGGAUAUCUGAACCCGGCAUCAACCUCUUGGGAACAUUUUGCAUUUUUUCUUUUUUUUAAUUUCUUCUUUUUUUUUUUUUUUUCCCACUCUUGGGAUUUAAACUUCGGCCGGUCCGUGUGGUCGCCCCCUCCUUCCCGGAGAGGGUGUAAAGUGGACGUUGGCCCGGAGAUGCGGUGCUUUCUCCCGCUUACUGUGUAUUGCAUCAGCCUGAUUUCCCUCCAACAGCUGCUGGCUCUGCCGGCGCAGGAGCGUCCCGACACCGACAGGUUGGACCUCCUCAACAAGCUCUUCGACCAGAGCGAGGACGAGGCCUCAGCGUCAGAAAUCCAGACUACCAGUGACCCCUCCGAAGCACCUAGCGAAUCCUCAAAAUGGCUGCCUGGUUUACUGACACAGAAGCCCGCUUCAGGAGCAAGACCACCCUCACCAAACCUGGCAUGGGCAAGACCAGCUGACUCUUCAAAAAUUGAACGUAGGGCCCUCAGGGCUCGGCGCCACACUCAUUCGGGAUCACGAAACAGUCACCACUACCCCCAGCAUGCCCAGUUAAUGAGAGUGGGAUGUGUCCUGGGAACAUGCCAAGUGCAGAACCUCAGCCACCGACUCUAUCAGCUCAUUGGUCAGAGCGGCAGAGAAGACUCGUCCCCCAUCAACCCCAGGAGCCCCCAUAGUUAUGGAUGAGUUUUGGCAAUUUGAAACACCCAUAGCAAGUCUAUCUAUAUUUUCAUUUAUUUAUCUCUUAACGUAUUACUAUUAGUUUUUGCAUUAGAGUUUGAUGUAGUCCAUUUGUUUAUCUAUUUCAAAAUGACAAUUAUAAUCUCAUAAAUGUGCCUCUUUGGCUUUUUGUGCCGACUGAUGGAUUUGGAGACUGAAGUUAAAGAUCAUGACUGACUGAAUCUUCUCUAAAAGCACAUAUUUGAGUAUGCCAUUGACCCUGAGAAUACCUGCCUUCUGAGGAAAGCUAUGUCAACGUCUUACAUAAUAUGGUAUGAAUUCCAAAUAAUGACUGGCUGACUCUACCUUGAUAUCCAAAAGCCUAUAAUGCUUGCCUUUCAAGGAUAUCUUUUUAGAAUCGUGAAGAUUCAAAUUCAGGAUAAUGGCUGACCAAAUUCUUUUUGUAAAGCCAAAUUGGAGUUUUCUAUCCACUCUGAGAACGGUUGCCUUUUGAAGGAAGUCAUGUCAGUCUUUUCUAGUUCUCCCCUCUGAACUCCUAAAAGAAACCAAACGGCCUCCAUUUGACGUCUUAAUCCUGUUAAUGUAAGAGUGAAGGCUUGUCCUCAACACCAUCCAAUGGCCUGGCCCUGUCUGCCAGCUGACCUCCCCAUUGGUGGUUAUCCCGCGGCUCAUUGAUCAAACACUUAAGCCCCUAAUGUGGAUUUCACUCUGCACUCAGACCAGCCCUGUCAAAACCAAUGUAUUCCCAAAGACCUGGUAAAUGACCCAAUGAACUCUUUUACCUCUUCUUUUUGAGCCCCUCUUCAUUGUCAGCCUUGGAACUCCCAGGCCGUACCCAACUCCACAUGCAAGUUCAAUCUGAACACUGAAAUCCUUGGAAUAUCCCAAAACGUUACAGUAGGACCAGGAAUUCGUCACUCAGUAGGACUUUUUGUUUCAGGACCAAAGUUUACAGUCAGAACCAGCCACAGCACUUUGGUUACACCCGAGUUUAAGUGCAUUCUGGGGUCAGGACUUAACCACACCAACUGAAAAUGAAAAGGAAGAGGGUCAGCAUCCAGGGCUCUAAAAGGAAUCUGAACAGAAACUGACUUCCCAAAGGAACACUUUCGGUGUUGCAUUAUAUUGGCCCGUCAGCCAACACAGCAGGUCGCAAAGAGAACCUGAGAGCCAUGGAUCUGGGCACUGUCGCUGCACUUCUGGCUUUCCCUGCCAGAGGUCAAGUGUGAAAUAUUAGCCCUUUCACGUGAUUCAUAAGUUCCCCUCACAAGUCAGGACUUUGGGUUGGUGGUGGUUUAAUAAGCCCAACCUUAUCGCUUCAGUCAUAUGUACUCUCACAGCAGGGGAGGGGGGCUCCUGAGCCUUCCAUGGUCCACCCAUUCAACAUUAAUAAAUCAAGGGCAAGGCCUAUGGCUUCCACACACACAAAAUGAAAUGUUUAAAGUGACAUCUUUAAGUUUUCAGAUACUUGGAGGUUGGUUGCACCAGUGAAAACAAAUAUUUUUUCUUUAUUUUUAAAGCCUCGUCUAACUUGAAUUUCUUGUUCUGUGAAGAAAUGUUGCUGUUGUUGUUUAUGACAUUUGCUUGAAGUCACUCUUCAAGGUUUAAAGUAAACUCUGCUUACAUCUACAAUAUAAAUACAAAGUGCGGAUGCUCAAUAGCAUGGGACCAAUCAAGCAAAGUAGACCAAGGCCCAAUCCCAAUGUUUCUGCUUUGUCCUACAACUAUGUCCUGUUUUCAGUGUUAGGUCAAGGGAUAAUGGUAAUUUAGCCCUGAAAUGGUCCUCCAAAUAGAGCCAUGUCAAACUCAGAAUUUAAAAUGGAUUGGUUAACAACAUUCCCAAAUCAAUUGGCCAACCGAGGCCAUAAUUCAUGGAACAAGCAUAUCUCGGGGUGAAAGGGUCAAAUCAAACUAACUUGUUUGAUGAAAGCAUUAUUACGUUGGAGUACAUUGGUUUAUUGUCUAUGCAAGUAAUAUGUUUUUCGAUUUUUAUAACAAGCAUUACGAAAAACUAGAGGAAGAGCCAAGGGGGGAAUGGCACAGUGCCUGCAAAAGAAAGUAGAAUGUGUUUGGGGAAAUUUUCUUUAAGAUAAUUUUAAGAAACCCAAUACUCCUCUCAAAUUCUCAAGUCAAAAUGAUGUUUUACCGGGCAUCAUUUUCCCACAUUCUUUGACCAAUUGGAGGUCAUUACAAAGCCUUUAAUGUUGGCGAAUCCACUAAUAUGUCAAAUCAUCCAAUAAAAGAAAAUGGUCUUGAGAUAGGUUGGAUAGCAAUAUACACUGAUAGAGAAUACAUUAAGGGUUUUGAAAAAGGAUAAUUGGCAACACAUUAUAGUUUAUACACAGGUCUGUUCAGGCACCUUUUUUGUUCACAUGUAUUUAGUUUAAAGGGGUUUAAAUGAGUCCUGAGCUGACGGCUAAAAGCUCUGCUGUUACAUUGUGGGUUUCUAAUGAGAAACCCCAGUGACCAAAAUGUUAGGUGUUAGAGUGCCCAAUUUCAAAUAAAUGUGCACAGAACAGAAUAGCACCAUCAAAAAUACAUGCCCUGACAUUUCCUUUUUUCUAAGUUAGUCCGUCUCUGAAAUGGUGGGCGGAUUAUAGGCCGAGAAUAACCGAGGUCAAGCCCUGCAAGUCCAAAUUUGACUGGCCUUAUACUUUCCAAACACAUGCAGCCCCAUCUAUAAAACGUACAUUUUUGUUGAGAAACACAAUUAUAUUACAUAUCACUGACAUACUUCUGUUCUUCUAUUCCAAGAUUUUACUAUUUGUUGGCCUGAACGUAGCUUGCAAAAGAGUGGUUGAGCAUUUCAUUGUAGGAAAUCAGGCCAAGCUGUUGGCCCACUUUCUGAAUUUUGUGCACAGUUCAGCUUUGAUUAUGACUUGUUCAGUCACAUGAGUGUUUUUAGCCUUUGUUAUUGUGCAUGCAAUUUCACAUGAAGCAUUAGUUUAAACUCACCAAAUACCUGGCGAUACUUGACAAAUCAAAACAUCUACAUCUUAUGAAAAUGUAUUCUUGUAUAUUUAUCUGGUAUUACUUUGGGUCUUAUUCAGUUUCUUCUUAUAUUUAGUCUCUCAGCCACAAUCUGGACUCUCUUGUGUCUGUAAACAUUAGGAGGGUCUGGAGGUCACAGGGUAAUAUUCCUUAGUCUUAAUCUGUUCAAAGGCUUGCUGAGGUGAAACAUGCCAUUCUCUCUGCUGUAAUGGAGCUAAUCAAUGUCUCGUGACGGAUCAUUAAAAGACUUUUGAAACGCUCUAAAACCCUGGUGGAUCUCUUCUACUUUUCAAAUUGUGCUAAUUCUGUGUUUGAGCUGCUGUGCGUAGCCUAUCAGGAGACUUAUCUGCUGUGUUUAACCUGCUCUCUGGACCAUUGUGCUGCCUGACUCCCACACUACAUUUUUUUUUGUGACGUCAGAAGUUGCAUCACGUAAAGUUGUGUGAGCACGACCGCUAAUACCUCCCCGUAGAAACAUCCAGAGUCUUCAUGGCUCGCUCUUUGCAAAGAGGAAUGAGAGCAGACAGACUCGGUGUGUGAAAAUAUUUCUGUUAGUUUUGUGAGAUAGUCAACGCAGUCGCACGAUCUCCUUUAGGAUUACAGGAAAGCACUUUAAUGCAAACGCUUGUGUCGAGAGUUCCCCUCGUUGUGAUGAAGUUGUGAAAGUUUGACGAGGCUCCUCUUGUAAAUGUUGCUUUUGAGAUGUGUUUUGAAGAUGUCGGUGCACUCCAUGUGGACGAUUGUGAACGACGUGUGCACCUAUGAAAAAAACAUAUUUAUAUUUAGCCAAACUAUUUAAGUAAAGUUAUGUAUUUAAGUUAUCUUUGUAUGUUCAUAUCUGUGUGUCGCCAAAGACUAUUUAUCUCUCCUUCAACGUGACCUUAUGGUAGGAAAGGAAGUCUUAACUGUAGUUCAAAUGUUACUGUUUAACAAUGUCCUUCUCUCUGUAAAAUAAAGAACUAUACUGUAGCA
Labrus mixtus (cuckoo wrasse) is the source of this 4790-nucleotide messenger RNA. It is a transcript of the gene adm2a, whose product is annotated as adrenomedullin 2a. The record is from RefSeq and is a predicted model, not a curated record. Lineage: Eukaryota; Metazoa; Chordata; Actinopteri; Labriformes; Labridae. The transcript has 3 exons. Gene Ontology annotation, cellular component: extracellular region. Gene Ontology annotation, biological process: regulation of systemic arterial blood pressure; adenylate cyclase-activating G protein-coupled receptor signaling pathway; positive regulation of heart rate. Gene Ontology annotation, molecular function: hormone activity. The coding region runs from base 321 to 833 and encodes 170 amino acids.